Messenger RNA from Diospyros lotus (date-plum), 2283 nucleotides. RefSeq lists its product as uncharacterized. NCBI's taxonomy places the organism in Eukaryota, Viridiplantae, Streptophyta, Magnoliopsida, Ericales, Ebenaceae. Bases 187 to 1422 code for a protein of 411 amino acids. The record is from RefSeq and is a predicted model, not a curated record. The transcript is spliced from 3 exons.
GUUAGGAUCGUUUCCUCUCUUUUGGCAAUGAUCUUCUAAUUUUUGGCAUUUGAUGAAUUUUCAUUUUCCCUGUGUCUGAGGGGAUUAUAGAGUUUUCAGCAUAGAUCGUUAUGAUGAGACACGGAUUCCAAACUUUAUACCUUGCUAAGGGAUUAGAUACUGGUUUUUCUAUAAUCAUCGUUGGUCAUGAAGUUCAGGAAGGGGAGUAAGGUGGAGGUUAUGAGUAAAAAGGUGGUGCCAUUCUCAUGGCGCUGUGCUGAAAUAGUCUCUGGUAACAAGUUUACUUACAGUGUGAAGUAUGAUAGUUAUCAAGGUUCUUCAAGUGAGCCUAUUGUGGAGAGAGUGUCUCGAAAGGCUAUUAGGCCUUGUCCUCCUACCAUGGAAGGCAUUGUUAAUUGUGAAGUCGGUGAUGUUGUGGAGGCUUUUGGCAAUACGUCGUGGAAGAUUGCUACAGUCUCAAAGGUUUUGGACAGAGAUCUUUACUUGGUGAGGCUACUUGGAACACCCCAGGAAUUUAAGGUCCACAAAUCAAACACCAGGGUCAGGCAAUGUUGGCAAGACAACACAUGGUUUGUGAUUGGAAAGGGCUCUGGAAUGAGUGAAGAUGUGAUAUCCUACAAGCUGUCAACUCCAAAUUGUUACCAGAAGAGAGACUUCCAAUUGUUGCAAGCCAACAAAAAGAUCAAGACACAAACAGGAGAUGAUUGUUUUGACGUUCAAGGGAAUGCAGGAUUGCAAGAAACUGAUACAGUCUCUUCUAGGAUGCAGAAGAGAACAUCUCCAUACAGUUCCUCCCUUCUUGAGGCUUGUGCUGGUAAUGUCAAGAAAAUAAGAGGUAUUCAGAAAGAAGGUAGGCAUCCAAGAUCCACUCCAGUCCCAAAGCGAGAAAAGGUAGAUGCUGUUGCUUACCCGCGAGAAAAUCUGGGUGCAAAGUACAUGCAUGCAUCCCCUAACAAUAGAUCAAUUGGAUAUUACAAAGCGGAGAGGCAAAAAUUAAACGGUUUGGUUGGAUGUUCUUUGAAAAGAAGGUUGGAACCUAAUGCUUCUGAUAGUGAUGAAUGCUCUGUUGGUAGUUGUAGUGUUACUAGCAAGGGUCCAGAUAAGUUCCCCACUAGUCACUUUGUUGCAGUUCAUCCUCAAGUUACAGACACCUUUUCUAGUGAUGCAGAAUCCUUUUAUGGCUCAGGAAAUCAGGAAAACUGCCACUUUCCUCCAGAAGAGGAAUUGGCAGAAAAUAUUCAUAGACUAGAGUUGCAUGCAUAUCGCCGCACUCUAGAGGCAUUUUAUGCUUCUGGCCCCUUAAGUUGGGAACAAGAAGCAUUAUUGACAAAUCUCCGUAUUAUGCUUCAUAUUUCAAAUGAUGAACAUUUGACAGAGCUAAGGAACUUAAUUUCUACUGGAACUGGUAUCCAUGUUAGUUAACAGUUGAAAGAUUUUUUUUUUUUUUCCUUUCAGUUUAGGAUCCUCUUUGUUUUUCUGUUUUUUUAUUUUUUUUUAUUUUCACGUAAAUCUAUUGUAAGAAGCAGGAUGAUAUGUUGCAAUUUGUAGUUCCUGUCUCAGUUAGUUGGAUCUUGUACAUUUUGGACGAAGAAAUGAAUGUAUCAAGUGUCAUUCUGGUUCAAUCCUUUGGUUUAACAUUUUGUAACAAUAACUUUCAAUAUCGUUUCAGUUAUUAGAAGUUUGUAUAUGAAAUGCUAUGUAUUAUUGGCAGAUAAAAUUGUUCACUGUUUAUCUCAUAUUUAUUUUGUGCACUGAUAAUUCUAUGCUUGCAUCUGGUUUCAGAUUUCCUUGUUGCUUCAUUUAUUUUUGGAAUUUAAUCUUCAUUUUUCAUUCAUUUCUCUGUUUGAUGGAUCACUGGAAGGAUAUCAUAGUCUAAGUCUAUAUUUACUGCAAAUGAUAGAUCAAAGCCAGCUGCUUUGGUUUAUGCUAUAGCAUCUACAAUUAGUUUGUUAUAUUGAAGUUUUUCUUCUUCCACAAGAAACUUGCUUGGGUUCUAGCAUGUUGUGAAAGCACCUGUAAGCUUUGUGGUUAACUAUGUCAUGCUUGUGCGGUAGUCUCGGAAUAUUAAUGAGGUUAUUAGAUAUCAAAAAGACUGCUGGAGACAAUGGUUGUUUCCACUUUUUGCACUCUGAUUUGUUAAAUGUUAUGCAGCUAUUCUUGCCAUUUGGCUUUGAUGAAAUGUUAUCAUUCUUUUUAUCAAAUUUGAAUAGCUUCGGUUUCCUCCAUACAACGUGGCAGCAUAUGCAAGUUCCCUAUUAAGGUUGUUAUUGAUGAAUCCCCAUU